CAUAUUGGUCUGUGCUUUUCUAGUUUUCUAUAAGCUUUAGAUUGUGUAUUGUGCUUCUAGUGAUUUCAUAUCAAAAAUGAAUGACAUAUUGAAACCAGAUUUAGUUUGGAUAGACGGAAGAUGUUACAGAGUGAAUGACUCCAAUUCGGAGAUUACUGCUUUUCAUGAGCAUGAUUUAUAUGAAAAUGAAGUGAAUUAUGACGGUGAAGGGGAUGAAGAUGAUGAAGAUGACUUGGAAAUAAUCUCAGAUGGUUCUAGAUAUAGUACGAGUUUCCAUGUUCCACAUCAAUACUUUGGCUAUAUUAUUGGAAAAAAGGGUGCAAUCAAAAGUAGAAUUGAAUCUGAUACAAGAACAGAUAUAAAAAUACCAAAACAAGGUCAGACUGGGGAUAUAAAAAUAUUUGGAUCAAAUGCUUCUAAUGUAAAAGCAGCAAAGAGAAGAAUUAAUAUUAUUGUUAUGUCAUCAAGGAUGAAACAGAAAUCAACACAUUUUAUCUCAGUGCCUAUGAAUAAUGCAGAUAUUAUAAAGAAUUUUGAACUUUUUAAGGAAAAUGUACUCCAGAAUUGCCAGAGUAAAGGAUUAGAAGAGAUUUUAUUUCAAAAUCCAACUAAGUUACAUCUUACCAUAGGAGUGAUGUGUUUAAUGGAUAAUGAAGAAAGAUUAAUUGCAUCGAAAUUGCUAAUGGAAGCCAAAGAGAAAGUCGUUAUGCCUCUUCUUAAAAGUUGCGCUUCUAUGAAGAUUAGAUUAAGAGGGCUAUCAUAUAUGAAUGAUGAGCCUAGUGCAAUAGAAGUAUUGUAUGCGCGUGUAGAAGAAGAGGACGGUCCCGUGAGUGUCCUACAACAGUUAGCUGACCGCCUGGCCGAUUACUUCUGUAAAGCUGGUUAUAUGCACAGAGAGUACGACCGUGACAACGUUAAACUUCACGUUACUUUGAUAAAUUCAAAGUAUAGGAGUAAGUCGUCGAAUGAUAUCAGAAAGCAAGUGACAAUGCCCUUUGAUGGUUCCGAAAUACUAAAAAGAUAUGCUCACUAUGACUUUGGUGUGACGACAAUUAAAGAGAUACACCUAUCACAACGUUUUACCAUGGGCAUCGAUGGUUAUUAUCAGCCUACUUGUAUAAUAUCCUGUGAUGAAUGAAUUCUUAAUAUAUAUUGUUGGUUUUUUAUUAGUUUGUAAAUAAAUACCGAUAUAGUUGAAAUAAAUGGUGUUAAAAAUAUA
Chilo suppressalis (striped riceborer) is the source of this 1219-nucleotide messenger RNA. NCBI's taxonomy places the organism in Eukaryota, Metazoa, Arthropoda, Insecta, Lepidoptera, Crambidae. The record is from the annotation of a GenBank genome assembly.